This is a messenger RNA of Phytophthora sojae, 760 nucleotides long. RefSeq lists its product as hypothetical. The transcript has a single exon. The record is from RefSeq and is a predicted model, not a curated record. Bases 98 to 760 code for a protein of 220 amino acids. NCBI's taxonomy places the organism in Eukaryota, Oomycota, Peronosporomycetes, Peronosporales, Peronosporaceae.
CGCAGGACACGCAGCAAAACGGAUCACUUUCGCGCCUUGGAGCGAAACUACAGGAACAGGAACAGGAGCGGCAUUGUAGCUGACGUAAGGAGAUCUGAUGGGGCUGUCCGAGUUCUUCCGCGACCUGUGGGAUCUCGUGCGCAGUCCGUUCGAGGACUGCACGAGCUGCUGCGAUGUCCUGGACCCCGAUUACUACCGCAAGACGUCGCCCGGAGUGCGCAGGACGCCGCAAAUGUUCAACCGCUGGGACCACGACGUCAAGUUCGACGUCGGUAGCAACCCGCCGUCGCGACUGCCGCCGUCGUUCUCUUUUUCGCCAGUGAUUUCCAGCAGUCACGCCGGUAGAACGCAACGCUCCUUCACGUCGCCAGCUUCACUUUCAGGUUCAAGCCCAAGCUCCGGCUCCGGCUCGGCGUCACGUUCCCAGUCACCGUCGAGUUAUUCGUACGAGGAGGAGGACGAGAGGCAGGUGCAGUUCUUGUUCUACGGAGGAAGCGAUCCGCCCACGCCCACAGGAGGAGGGGCCUACCCGAGCGGGUACCGGAGCGAUAUGAUCUCCAAGUACAUACAGCCGACAGAACCGAUCAGCCCGGCAUCGAUCGCGUCGCCGCGCAUCAGCCACGAGAUGCCGUGCUUCUUCUCGCCUCGAACGACCCCAACGUCUCCGAUGUCGGCGCCGAUCUACUCGCCCCACCUCUUCAAAAUCACCGAGCAGCGAACGCGCAACGCCGAGUACUACAGGCGCUACACGUCCAGGUAA